Triticum dicoccoides is the source of this 1537-nucleotide messenger RNA. Its product is annotated as isocitrate dehydrogenase [NAD] catalytic subunit 5, mitochondrial-like. NCBI's taxonomy places the organism in Eukaryota, Viridiplantae, Streptophyta, Magnoliopsida, Poales, Poaceae. The transcript is spliced from 8 exons. The record is from RefSeq and is a predicted model, not a curated record. Bases 174 to 1262 code for a protein of 362 amino acids. Gene Ontology annotation, cellular component: mitochondrion. Gene Ontology annotation, molecular function: NAD binding; magnesium ion binding; isocitrate dehydrogenase (NAD+) activity. Gene Ontology annotation, biological process: tricarboxylic acid cycle; isocitrate metabolic process.
AGUCUCUGUGCACGUUGCCACCCUUUUUUCUCCCUUUCCCAUCCCCAUCUUUCGUCCAGCCCUCCCCGCCCCCUCCCCCCUCUCGCCGCGGACCCCAUCCGCCCCCCGCCGCCGCCGCCGCCGCCGUUGACACUACCCGCGAAUCUCCUUCUUCCGAGUGGCGGAGAGGAGGCAUGGCACUCCGGAGGCUGCUUCAGGGGAUUGUCCUACCGCGGACGACGGGCCGGCAUGUUGGGGCAUCGUUUUCCACGGAGGCUGGGGAGACUAUCCGCGCAACCCUGUUUCCCGGUGAUGGCAUCGGGCCUGAGAUCGCCGAGUCGGUCAAGCAGGUAUUCAAUGUUGCAGGUGUACCGAUAGAAUGGGAAGAACAUUAUGUUGGUACGGAAGUUGAUCCCAGAACAGAGAGCUUUUUGACAUGGGAGAGCCUGGAGUCUGUGCGUAGAAACAAAGUUGGCUUGAAAGGUCCUAUGGCUACACCUAUUGGAAAAGGCCACCGUUCUUUGAAUCUUACAUUAAGGAAAGAACUUGGACUCUACGCCAAUGUCAGACCUUGCAACAGCCUCCCAGGCUACAAGACUAGAUAUGAUGAUGUGAACCUUGUGACAAUCCGUGAAAAUACUGAAGGAGAGUAUAGUGGCCUUGAGCAUCAGGUUGUGAGGGGUGUUGUGGAAAGUUUGAAAAUUAUUACCCGCCAAGCAAGUUUGAGAGUGGCAGAGUAUGCUUUCCAUUAUGCCAAAGCCAAUGGCAGGGAGAGGGUCUCUGCGAUACAUAAAGCUAAUAUCAUGAGGAAAACAGACGGACUUUUCCUCAAGUGUUGCCGUGAAGUAGCUGAGAAGUACCCUGAAAUCACAUAUGAGGAAGUCAUUAUUGACAAUUGCUGCAUGACACUCGUGAAGAAUCCUGGUACAUUUGAUGUAUUAGUGAUGCCAAAUCUGUAUGGUGACAUUAUUAGUGAUCUAUGUGCUGGUUUGAUCGGAGGAUUGGGCUUAACUCCCAGCUGCAACAUUGGUGAAGGUGGCAUUUGUCUGGCAGAGGCUGUUCAUGGUUCUGCACCUGAUAUCUCUGGCAAGAACCUUGCAAACCCAACUGCUCUUAUGUUGAGUGCUGUUAUGAUGUUGCGCCACUUGCAAUUCAAUGACCAAGCAGACCGGAUCCACAAUGCCAUCCUCCAGACAAUUGCCGAGGGGAAGUACAGAACCGCUGAUCUUGGUGGGAAGUCAUCAACAUCAGACUACACAAAAGCAGUUUGCGAUCAUAUCUGAGCACCAGCUGCUCUUUCUCUCGAUUAUUUGCCUCCCACCUAAUUUUGUUGCAUACCAGGAGCUUUAGCCUGAGUAGGUUAAGUGGCAGGCACCUCGAUUUCCUUGGGUGUUAAGACACCAUUUAAGGCUCCUGAAUAAUUCUCGCAUUCUUGUCCUUGGAAAAGUUUUACCAGCAUUGCAGUCAAGCUGAAGAAUCGUAUGUAAUAAUCAUUGGCAGCAUCAGCGCAUAUAAUUUGUUCGUUCUAGUUCUUAGAGAACAGGAUUUUGAUCUUUCU